AUUUAGCGGCCACAGGCAGCCAUGAGGAAAUAGUGAAACUUCUUCUUUUGCGAUCAGCCAAUCAAAACCUUUAGGAUUCGAACCAAGAUACGCCUCUUCAUCUAGCAAUACGUAGUCAAUAUACUGAAUGUUCUGAGAUGCUUAUCAACGAGCGCACCGAUUUUAAUCUCCAAAACAAAAAGAGAUGGACACCGCUUCACGUAGCGAUUCAUUAUGAACGCAACAAAAUUGUACCCCAGUUGAUCUUACCAGAGAAUCUGAAUCUCCCGGAUAUUGAGGGACGUACACCUCUACACUUGGCUGUGGACAAAAAAUCUGUUGAAAACGUAAAAGUAUUGCUGAACUUUUCAUCGGAUGUUAAGCUCAACGCUCAGGACAAUAAGCAGCAAACGCCGCUCCAUCUGGCAGCUCAGCACGGCCACUCGGAAAUCGUUCGCCAGCUCCUCGCCGUUUCGACAACAAUUAUCGACGCUCUGGACAAGGACCACAAUACAGCACUCCACCUGGCCUUGCAGCAUGUUAAUGGAGAAACUGCACAUCUACUGAUUGAAAGAUCGUCCAAAUUGGAAGCAACAAACAGAAAGUCCCAAACACCGCUUCACCUGGCAUCGCAAGCAGGUCUGGACACAGCAGUCCACGCUCUCAUCCAAAAAGGUGUACACGUGAACCCCCGUGACAAAAUGCAACGUACGCCUCUGCAUAUGGCGGCCCUCCGGGGUCACGUCGACGUUGUGCAAGUCUUGAUCGAUAACUCAGCCCAAGUGGACGUCACGGACACAAAUGGGAGAACGCCACUCGGAUUGGCAAUCGAGGACGACAUUGUCACUAUGUUACAGAACUACAUGCAAUAAAACUUAUAAAUCCGUUUAGAAA
Molecule: messenger RNA, 873 nt
Organism: Aedes albopictus (Asian tiger mosquito)
Lineage: Eukaryota; Metazoa; Arthropoda; Insecta; Diptera; Culicidae
Product: ankyrin-1-like
Exons: 1
Coding region: 138-851 (237 amino acids)
Molecular function (GO): protein binding
Source: RefSeq, a predicted model, not a curated record